Penicillium atrosanguineum is the source of this 1533-nucleotide messenger RNA. Its product is annotated as purine-cytosine permease family protein. Lineage: Eukaryota; Fungi; Ascomycota; Eurotiomycetes; Eurotiales; Aspergillaceae. The record is from RefSeq and is a predicted model, not a curated record. Gene Ontology annotation, molecular function: transmembrane transporter activity. Gene Ontology annotation, biological process: transmembrane transport. The transcript has 4 exons. The coding region runs from base 1 to 1533 and encodes 510 amino acids. Gene Ontology annotation, cellular component: plasma membrane; fungal-type vacuole membrane.
AUGAAGUCGGAUCUCGAGAAGGGCUCGCCUUCCCUGCAAAGCGAGAGCCAGUUCGAGCUCGAGACUACGCCCACUAGUGAGCUCAAAGAUCCGCUCCCUGAUACCAAGCCCAAGUCGACAUGGCAGCGAUUGAUAUCCGGUCUGAAAGGAGGUGGGGAGGCCCGCGGUAUCGAGCCAGUGCCGUUGGAAGAGCGACAGCCGGUCACUGCUUCAACUUCGUUGCACAUGCUACUCAUGUGGUUUAGCAUGUCGCUCGCCACAAACAAUAUUAUUGUUGGAUCGAUGGGGACGUUUGUGCUGGGCCUCAGUUUCAAGGACGCGGCUUUUUGUGCUAUAUUUGGAAAUCUCCUUGGGGUUUGCACAGUGGGAUACGUGAGCACAUGGGGACCCAUCAGUGGAUGUCGCACCUUGAUCGUGGGACGCUUCCAUAUGGGAUACUAUCCUAGUAAAGUGUGCUGUGCAUUGAAUGUCUUCACCAAUCUUGGCUACUGUAUGGUCAACAGCGUCGUUGGAGGUCAGAUCCUGUCCAGAGUUUCUGGGGGGCAGCUCUCUGUGCUGGUUGGAAUCGUGAUUGUAGCCGGCUUAAGCUGGGUGAUGGCCAUGUUCGGCAUGAAAAUCUUCGCAGUUUAUGAACGGUUUGCGUGGUUGCCACAAUUAAUGGUGCUCUGCGUGAUGCUAGGCUCAGCCGGACCUCACUUCGACUUCAACAUUCACACCGAGAUGUCUCAGGGGGUUCUCAACGCCAAACGCAUUACCUUCUUUUCUCUAUGUAUGUCUAUCGGGCUGGCAUGGGCACCUCUCGCCGCAGACUACUACGUCUACUACCCGCCCCACGUCAAACGCUGGCGCACUUUUGCAGUGACGGUCCUCGGAUGUGGCCAGGCUAUGGCUAUAACCAUUCUUAUUGGAAUUGGACUCGGAACAGCGCUGGCCAGUUCCGCCGAGUAUAGAGCCAAGUAUGGCAACAGCCCAGGAGAUCUGUUGAUGAUGGCAUAUGAUUCCCUUGGAGGAUUUGGCAAGUUCUGCGCGGUGAUCAACGUUUUCGCGCUCCUGGCCAACAACACGCCCGGCGCUUACUCGAUGAGCAUGAAUUUCCAAAUGCUCGGUGAUUUCUUCCGCAAGGUCCCACGACCAGUCUUCGUCACCCUCAGCACAGCCAUCUACUGCGGCUGUGCUAUGGGUGGCCGCAACCAGCUGUAUGAUGUGUUCAAGAGCUUCCUGCCGUUAAUCGGAUACUGGGUGAUGAUGUUCUUUUGUAUUAUUUUAAUGGAGGAUAUCCUGUUCCGCCGCCGCAGUGGUUAUGACUGGUCUUCAUGGAAUACCCCGCAGCAGCUGCCCAUGGGGAUUGCGGCCGGCCUGGCUUUCGCGAUCGGCUGGGCCGGCGCCAUUGUCGGCAUGGAUCAAUCUUACUACGGCGGGCCCGUUGCCAAGCUGGCACAUGGUGCAGACCUCGGAACAUGGCUCGGGGCAGGGUUCACCCUCGUCUCGUUCCCACCCUUGCGUGCAGUCGAACUGUGGUACAUCGGGCGUUGA